Molecule: messenger RNA, 1128 nt
Organism: Candidozyma auris
Lineage: Eukaryota; Fungi; Ascomycota; Pichiomycetes; Serinales; Metschnikowiaceae
Gene: FDH1
Product: formate dehydrogenase (NAD+)
Exons: 1
Coding region: 1-1128 (375 amino acids)
Cellular component (GO): cytosol
Molecular function (GO): oxidoreductase activity, acting on the CH-OH group of donors, NAD or NADP as acceptor; NAD binding; formate dehydrogenase (NAD+) activity
Source: RefSeq, a predicted model, not a curated record
AUGGCACCAAAAGUUCUUUUAGUAUUGUACGAAGGUGGCGCCCACGCCAAACAGGAGCCCAAGUUGUUGGGAUGCUUGGAAAACGAAUUGGGGAUCAGAGAGCUCGUGGAGUCCCAUGGGUACGAGUUGGUGACCACUUCCAACAAGGACCCCAUUGGCCUGUCAGAGGUAGACAAGCAUUUGCCCGAGACUGAGGUGAUCAUCACCACUCCUUUCUUCCCUGCGUACAUUACGAAGGAGAGAAUUGACAAGGCCCCCAACUUGAAGCUUUGUGUCACUGCCGGUGUGGGCUCCGAUCAUGUCGACUUGAACGCAGCCAAUUCAAAAAAUAUAACCGUGGCUGAGGUAACCGGCUCGAAUGUUGUCUCUGUGGCCGAGCACGUUAUGCUGACCAUCUUAAAUUUGGUAAGGAAUAUUAUUCCAUCGCAUGAGAUGGCUAUUCAGGGCGGCUGGGACAUUGCCGGUUGCGCUAAGAACGAGUACGACUUGGAAGAUAAGGUUGUUGCAACAGUUGGAGCAGGCAGAAUCGGCUACCGUGUGUUGGAGAGAAUGAUUCCCUUCAACCCCAAGAAGCUCUUGUACUAUGACUAUCAGGAGCUUCCACCUGCUGCAACAGACAAGUUGAACAAAGCUUCGGAGCUUUUCAACGGUAAAGGCAACAUUGUGGAGAGAGUUGAAAAAUUGGAGGACAUGUUAGCCCAAGCUGAUGUAGUGACCAUCAACUGUCCUUUGCAUGAGAAGUCGAGAGGCUUGUUUAACAAGGACACCAUUAGCCACAUGAAGGAUGGCGCUUGGUUGGUUAACACUGCUAGGGGGGCCAUUUGCGUGGCUGAGGAUGUCGCAGAGGCCGUCAGUUCUGGUAAGCUCAGAGGAUACGGUGGCGAUGUAUGGUACCCACAGCCUGCUCCUGCUGAUCACCCAUGGAGAAGCUUUAGGAAUAAGUACGGUGGAGGUAACGCAAUGACCCCACACAUUAGUGGUACCUCGUUGGAUGCACAGGCCAGGUAUGCUGCUGGCACAAAAGCAAUUUUGAAGAGCUACUUCGAGAAGACUUUCGACUAUCGUAAGGAGGACCUUAUUGUGAUUGACGGUGACUACGCCACCAAGGCCUACGGCCUGCGUAAAUAA